GAGCUCUUCGCAUUGGACAGAUGUCCAUUAAGAGUGUGAGCUGCUGCGCUGCGGCUCAGGUUCCGGUCUUUAUGAGACAUCACACUCCUUACAAUUACUCUUCGCCUGCUAAGCCCAAGAACCUUUGGGAGGGUCUUUGGAAUGCCGAUUCCACCAAUCUCCACGAGAAGAUCUUCCAUUACAGCCAGCUGACCGCUGCUUGCUUGGUUCCUGUUUCUUUCGUGUUGGCGCCGUCUGCUCUUUGUGUUCCUAUUGAUUACGUUCUGUGCGUUUUGUAUCCUCUCCACGGAUGCAUUGGUAUGAGCCAUAUCUUUAGUGACUAUUGCGGACCUGUGCUCGGAAAAUCGCUGAAGAUCCUGACGCUGUUCGCCUCUCUGCUCGGAAUGUUUGGUCUUCUCUACCUUAAUGCGACUUCCGAUGGUCUGACCGCUACGAUCAAGGCUCUCUGGAGACCCAAGAUUGAGGACAAGAGAGACUAA
This is a messenger RNA of Blastocystis hominis, 479 nucleotides long. RefSeq lists its product as hypothetical. The record is from RefSeq and is a predicted model, not a curated record. The transcript is spliced from 4 exons. Lineage: Eukaryota; Bigyra; Opalinata; Blastocystidae. Gene Ontology annotation, cellular component: membrane; mitochondrial envelope. The coding region runs from base 72 to 479 and encodes 135 amino acids. Gene Ontology annotation, molecular function: ubiquinone binding; heme binding. Gene Ontology annotation, biological process: mitochondrial electron transport, succinate to ubiquinone; tricarboxylic acid cycle.